AUGGAGCAGGGGAAGUAUGCAGUGACUCUGAUAUGGCUAUCGCAGAGCAUCUUGGACGAGCCUGAAAUGCAGGCUGGAAUGAAGUUUAUUGGACUGGGCAAUAACCUGCUGGAGUAUCCGUCAACAUUUCAGACGAUGUACUUCGCUGCCUCCACACAAGGAGUGCAGGCAACAUCGCAGAGUGCCUUCCCACCAAUUGUCAAGCAGCCCAUCCGUGCUCGCUCUGCAGAUGGGCUAGAGAUGUAUGUCACAGUGAGUUUCCAGUGGAAGCUGGAGCCACAGGCAUUAAACCCCUUGUACUACCUCUUGGGGGAGGACGGCUAUGACGAUGCUUUUGUACGUUUUGCCCGUGCUGCAAUUAUCAGUACAUGUUCGCACUACCCUGCUGACAUGUAUUUCACAAAUCGCACCAUCAUCAUCGCUGCCAUGCUGGAGGAACUUGAAAAAAGUUUCCAACUUCCGGAUAAAGGUCUGCAGGCGAACAUCAAAGGCUUGCAGCUUCAGGAGGUGGACUUGCCCGAUGAAUUUGAUGUGGAGAUCGGGCAGACACAAGCCCAAUUGCAGGAACUUCAAGUAGCCUAUGCCGAGCGCGUAGAGAGAGAAGUUGCCAUGCAAACUGAGCUCCUCGUCUCCACCCAGCAGGUACUCGGGAACUUGGAAACCCAGCGGGGUGAAUCUGAAGGAGUUCUGGAGCUCAAUCAAGCAGAGGUUGACCAACUCCUCCUGUUCCAAGAACGGCAAGCGCUUGCCAACAAUGAGAUUCUGCAGCAGUUCGAGAACGACACGCAACCCUUUGAAAGGUGCCAUUUAUCAGUGUGCUUGCCAGAGCUAGCAUAG
Molecule: messenger RNA, 837 nt
Organism: Symbiodinium pilosum
Lineage: Eukaryota; Dinophyceae; Suessiales; Symbiodiniaceae
Source: the annotation of a GenBank genome assembly